AUGGCCCAAGUUUCAACAGUGUACCCCUUCCGCAUCCAACGGCCGGGCAACGAGCCCGAGUACCGACGUCAUGACUCCGAUGGCGAAAAGUCAGAUGCUUGCCGGGCCGCGUGCGGCUAUCCCAUCCUCCCCCAGCCUCUCAAUCCAGCUAGGAAGCUGACGCGAACCGAGUUGCGAACCCAACGGGCCGUCUUCAUCAUCUUUGUCCUCGUCGUUAAUCUCGGCCUAGCCGCCGUGACCCUGUUCGCCAAAAUCGGAGUGGCGACGCUCGUCUUCGUCCUCCUUUUCAAGCUCCAAGACUGCCUGUCGGCGAUUAUAACUAUCCUCUGCCUCUCGUGGACCUCGGUGGCCAGUCUCUUCCACAAAUCGGAGCCCGUAUCCCGUCAAUGGGUUCUGUCUCUUCUCCCGGCAUACAACGAGUCCGAGGAGCAGAUGCUCAAGUCGAUCCGCGGUCUCCGAGAGAAUGUUGGCGACCCGCACAAGCAAGUCAUUGCCAUCGUCCUCGACGGCCAGCCCAAAGAUAUCAGGGGCGAGUUCUCGAGAGUCGUUGCCGAAUUUCAGCGCCCCUACCUCUCGCUCAAGCAGAAGUCUGGAAUUCUCAAGGUCACGGCCGGCUUCUUCUUCCAGGACCUCCCCGUCAUCCUGAUUGAAAAAGUACAGAACAGCGGCAAGAAGGACAGCUUGGUGCUGACGCACGAUCUCUUUAACCACCCGCGCGACAACAUGCCCGAGUACACUCGGCUUCUGCGCGAGGAGAUCUGGACCACGGUCCUCCCAGCCCUCACGGCCGAGACCGACUUCCGCUCCUUCGAUAUGAUUUUCUGUACCGACGCCGACUCCCUCAUCCACGAGGGCUGCAUGAUAAAGCUCAUCGACCGUCUCGCCCGCGACGAAAAAGCCAUCGCCGCCUGCGGACUUGUCCUCGUUGAGUUUGAGCCGGGAUACGAGUGGUCGCCCUGGAACUUCUUCCAAUUGCUGCAAUAUGCUUACGGUCAAUCCGUCCGCCGCUGGGCCGAGGGCUUCGUCGGCAAGGUCACCUGCCUCCCUGGAUGCGUGACCAUGAUCGCCGUCCGGAAAGAAAUGGCCGGCGCCAUAGCCAUGUUCGCUCGUCCCGUCAAGGAGAAUUGGGUGCUCCACCAUCAAGUCCAGAACCUGGGCACCGACCGUCGGCUGACGUACUGUAUGCUCAGCCAGUCUAAGGGGCUGCGUACACUCUUCGUCCCCGAUGCCGUGUCGGAGACGGUGGCGCCCCAGUCGUUUAAGCAUUACCUACACCAGCGUCGCCGCUGGGGCUCCAACGCUUACUUCAACAACUUCUUCUACUGUGGUGGCCGUAACAUGAUCCUUUACACUCGCUUUCUCGCCUUUCUACACAUCAUGCGCCAAACGUGCGUCUACUAUCGCAUUCUCAACACCAUUCUCUUUAUCCGCGCCUUGGUCAUCGAAUUUAGCUUUAUGGACAUCUUACCCCUGCUGGUUGUCGGUCAAUUCCCGGCACUUUGGUUCUGCGUCUGCAUGGUGAUACAACGCGCUCUGCGGGUAAGGAUACACAAGCUCAUUGUUGGCUUCCUCAUCAACAAACUGGUCUCGCCCAUCAUGUCCUCUAUAGUCUUUGCCGCCGUGGUAACAAAUUUGGGCAACGCUGUCUGGGGAAUGAGUGGCAUCACGGCUUCUUCUUCUGGCGACUCGCAAAGGCCUUCGACGCAAGCCUCUUCUUCUACCACUCAACAGCCGCCGCUGCCGCGUUGA
Messenger RNA from Hirsutella rhossiliensis, 1749 nucleotides. Its product is annotated as chitin synthase domain-containing protein. The transcript has 2 exons. Lineage: Eukaryota; Fungi; Ascomycota; Sordariomycetes; Hypocreales; Ophiocordycipitaceae. The record is from RefSeq and is a predicted model, not a curated record. The coding region runs from base 1 to 1749 and encodes 582 amino acids. Gene Ontology annotation, molecular function: chitin synthase activity. Gene Ontology annotation, cellular component: cell septum; cell periphery.